UCUGGGAUCCCGUGUCUGGCCAGCUCUGGCGGGAGUACCAGAUCUUGUCUGUUCCCAUCUUGGGCAUUGAAUGGGGCCGGAUUCGCCUUCAGUGCUAUGAGCAGCCUGAUCUUGAAACCAUUACCUCCUUGGUUUCCGAUUAUCCUCCGAGUGCUUGUUCAGGCGUUGCUGCUCUCAGCACCGAGAUGGAGCAUACUAUCGGGACACAUCAGCGACUCGAUACUGCCAAGCAGCCAGACACUAUCAAUAGUGAGGACAUUUCUGGACAACUGGAUGCGGAAUCGAAGGCUUCAAUGCUUCUCGUUGAACCGCAGUGGCGCGAAGAAGUAUGUCUAUUUGUAUUUGGCUGGCGUGCCUGCUCAGACUAUUCUGGGGAAAUGACCGCCCCUGUUACCGCUGGUACCGAUGUUGGUGUCUCUACCAAGGGCUCGGGGGCUGGAGCCUUUGUAGAUGCGGUCAAGGGAGGUAUGCCUGGAGUCCACAACUACUUGGUCCGUCUCGAUCUUAGAUCUGGAAAGGUGAGACAGCCUACUGGCUUGUUCUUCUGCCGUUUAAACUUCACUUUAGAAGGUAUGAAGACCAAGAUGGUAUGGCCCUUUGUGUGGUCGCAGUCGCCUUUCGUUGUAUAG
Molecule: messenger RNA, 629 nt
Organism: Protopolystoma xenopodis
Lineage: Eukaryota; Metazoa; Platyhelminthes; Monogenea; Polystomatidea; Polystomatidae
Source: the annotation of a GenBank genome assembly